UUAAGUUUGCAGACAAGCAGCUCACAGCUCAACUUUGUGACCAGACUUAACCAAUCUUUUCUCCGGAUCUGCACCACCACGACACCCCUGGAAAGCUACGAUGUGAUCUGGACUUACCUGAACGGGACACUUGCUCACUUUCUUUUUUUUGAAGAUUAGUUUGGAUAAAGAUAAAUUCCCCUAAAUACUCAUGAUGGGGACGAGUAGCAUUUUUCUAUUGGCGUGUUUUGCCGGCAUUGGUUUUGGAAACACGCAAAAAUGCGACGAAGUGCGCAAAGUUUUCCAACUUCGGCAAAUUGGACCAAACCAGUUGCUGCCUUUAAGUCCCAGACCAGGCUCCGAUCUUCAGGUGUGUAAGUCCAAAGGCCCGACCUGCUGCACCAAGAAGAUGGAGGAGAGGUACCAGAUGGCGGCAAGAAGGGACAUCCAGAACCUCCUUCAGACCUCCAGCUCCAGCCUCAAGUUUCUCAUCGCCCGCAACGUGGCGGCGUUUCAAGACACAUUUGAGGUCCUGCUGAGGCAGGCGGAGAACCGCACCGUGGCCUCGCUCCGGGAGUCGUACGGCAACAUGGCCGUUCAAGUCCAGGAUCCCGUGCGGGAGCUCUUCACCGAUAUCGGCCUCUUCCUGCUGGGCUCCGAGCUCAACGUGGAGGAGGCGGUUCAAAGGUUUUUCCAGGCUCUCUUCCCGCCGGUGUACAGUCGCCUCGUCAGCCCCGGCCCGGGCGACCUGGCGGAAGGCUACGCCGAGUGCGUGGGCUCGUCGGCCCGCGAGGUGAGGCCGUUUGGCGCGGCGCCGGGCUUGCUGGCGGAUCAGAUCGCUCGCUCCGGGGUCUCUGGCAAGGUUCUUCUUCAAGCUCUGCACCUGGGCAUCGAGGUGAUAAACACCACGGACUACUUGAUGCUGAGUCGCGAGUGCAGGCGGGCCUUGCUGAAGAUGCAGUACUGCCCACACUGCCAGGGGGUGACCCAGUCCAAGCCCUGCAUGGGCUACUGUCUCAACGUGAUGCGGGGCUGCCUGGCAAGCAUGGCCGACAUCGACGUCCACUGGAGGGACUUCGUCCGCUCGCUGGAGGGCUUGUCAGCUCGGAUGCACGGGCCGCAGGACUUGGAGCAAGUGCUCCUGGGAGUUCCCACGCUGCUCCACGACGCCGUCGGACACGCUCGGAGGAACGGACCCCGCGUCUCGGCGCAGGUGCACCAAAUGUGCGGCCUCCCCAGCAGGAAGGAUGUGAAGACAGUCAGCAUCCAACACAGCAGGAGAGAAACCAUCCGCCUUAAAACUGCCACCACGUCAGGAGACUCACUUGCUGUCAGGAGAAGCGACUUCCUAAACAGUCUCCGCCUCUAUCGGACCUACUAUGGUGGCCUGGCGGAUCAGCUGUGCGUGAGCGAGCUGGCCUCCGAUGACGGGCUGUCCUGCUGGAACGGAACAAACAUCGUGAAGAGCUACACUCUGCGCGUGGUGGGCAACGGCGUGAAGGCGCAGGCCGCCAACCCCGAGGUGAAAGUGAGAGGAGACGACGCCGUGAUCCACCAGAUCAUAGACAAACUCAAGCACAUCAACCAGCUGCUGCAAGGAAAGUCCAUUCCUAAACUGGGGACCUUGGACCAGAUUGAAACCGGAAGCGGGGACGUGGAAGGACGAUACAGCGGCGACUGCGACGACGAAGACGGCUGUGACGGGUCGGGUGGUGGCGGUGUCAAGAAGAACAUCCAGAGAGUAUCCAAACUGAAUCCAGACGUGUCCAGUGACCACAACCACCAUCACUAUCCAUCCGCAAAGGAGGUGACGGUCCAAUCCGGCGGCGUGGGGCUGACCGGAUCCGCCGUCGUCGUCAUGGUAACGACGUGGCUCCACGCGCUCUUCCUGGCGCCGUAACGGCUCGACUCGGACCUGGAGACUUCAUUCCGACGUAUUUAUCAUGAAAAGGACAAACUUUCAGGGCGCACCACUCAAAAGACACGAAGAGAACAAAGGAGGUGUGCCAGAAAAAGUCCCGCAAAUUAUAUAUUUUUCAACUCCAAACUACGGGUUUUUGGUGAGAUGGGGACCUUGGUCCGGCUGCAGGGUUUUUGGCGGACAUGCUGGUUGAUCGUCUGGGAAGAACCCACUUCGCUCAAGUCAUGGAACUUUUUAUGACUAUUUUUAUUUUGUAUCAACAACUUGGCUUCUGAACCCUGAUUUAAGUCAACAGUGACUAAAAUGUAUUUUAUAAACGCACUCAUUUUGUACUUUUGCUCAGAAGAUGUCUGCACAAAAUAGUCUACUGUAACUUUUAGAGGGGCCAAAGUUAUAGGAUUUGUUUUUUGUUUUUUUUAAUGCCUGACAUUGCUUUUUAAAAUAACGUAAAUUAAUAUAUGGUUGGAAAACAAUUUACACAAGAAAUUGCUAUAAAGGGGUCAUAUUAUAAUUUUCAAUUGCAUGUAAAAUAGGUGUCAUUUUCAACACUCAAAUAUUACACUGAAUUAGUCAUUGUACUCUUAAUUUUAAUAGUAUUCAAUUUUUUUUUUAUGAUAAUAAAUGAAUAACUUUUUCUAGAAAUA
Messenger RNA from Nerophis lumbriciformis (worm pipefish), 2544 nucleotides. It is a transcript of the gene gpc5a, whose product is annotated as glypican 5a. Lineage: Eukaryota; Metazoa; Chordata; Actinopteri; Syngnathiformes; Syngnathidae. Gene Ontology annotation, cellular component: plasma membrane; cell surface; extracellular region. The record is from RefSeq and is a predicted model, not a curated record. Gene Ontology annotation, biological process: positive regulation of canonical Wnt signaling pathway; cell migration; regulation of protein localization to membrane.